AUGGGGGAAGUGAACUUGGAUUUGACUUUAGCCUCUGUUCCCAAAACCGUUUCUAAUUUCCUCAACGAAGUUUCUCUCACCAAAGACUCAUCGAAGAAGCUUUCAAUGCUCGAUGACUUGGUUCGUAGAUUGGAAGAAGAAAUGAACAAAGUCCUCGCUUUCAAACGCGAACUUCCUCUCUGUAUACUCCUCGUUAACGAUGCUAUUGCGAGAUUGAAGGAUGAAAAAGAAAAAGUUAGAUUACUCAAAAUGCAAGAUCCAGUUAUGAUGAAUGACAAGUCUGAUAAUAAGAUGAAUUGGAUGAGUUCAGUUCAGCUUUGGACUACUCAAACAAAAUCGAAGAAUGAAGAUGGUGAUAGGUCUGUGUUACAGAAGAGUAAUGGUGGAGGGGUAUUUAUGGCAUUUAAUGAAAAUACUCGUGUUCCUUUGAAGGAGGUUUCUCAGGUUCCGAGUUUUAGUUUGGUGUCUGAAGUGAGUCAUGGAAAUUCUAAGACUGGUUGUGAUCGAAGUAGUUCUGGUUCGUCUUUGUUGCGAGUUGAGAUACAGAAUCAACAGCCGCAGCCACCUCAGCCUUUGCUGCAGAGUUCCAGGAAACAAAGGCGGAGCUGGUCUUCCGAGCUUCAUCGCCGUUUUGUUGAUGCUCUUCAGCAGCUUGGUGGAGCACAUGCAGCCACUCCUAAACAAAUUAGAGAAAAGAUGCAAGUGGAUGGAUUAACAAAUGAUGAAGUGAAAAGCCAUUUGCAGAAAUACAGGCUUCAUGUUAGAAGAUUCCCAGUUUCUUCAAUUGAGGAGGCUAAUAAACUAGCCUUAUAUAUGAUCCAAGAUCAAGAUACAUCCAAGGGAAAUUUAUCAGAGUCUGUUUCACCACAGGGUCCUCUUACUCCUAUUCUCAUUGGAGGAUCUGUUAAAGGUCUCUCGAGCCACGGAAGAAACAGUGUGGAUGCAGAAGAUGAACAAUCAGAUUGCAGGAAUUGGAAAGAUGAUCAGGAGCAGCAGCAACAUGAAGCCGAAUAA
This is a messenger RNA of Vicia faba (fava bean), 1014 nucleotides long. Lineage: Eukaryota; Viridiplantae; Streptophyta; Magnoliopsida; Fabales; Fabaceae. The record is from the annotation of a GenBank genome assembly.